Molecule: messenger RNA, 484 nt
Organism: Etheostoma spectabile (orangethroat darter)
Lineage: Eukaryota; Metazoa; Chordata; Actinopteri; Perciformes; Percidae
Product: complement C1q-like protein 4
Exons: 1
Molecular function (GO): protein binding
Source: RefSeq, a predicted model, not a curated record
GUGUGUUCACUGCCCCGGUGAGAGGAGCGUACCACUUUGAGUUUCAUAUCAAUUCAGCAAACAGCCGCAGUACAGCAGCUUUCCUGGUCAAGAACUCAGAGAAUGUUUUUGCGGCACACAAGUCCCAGCCGGCCCAUUUCAUGAGUUCUUCUAACGGCGUCACCCUGCUGCUGGAGGUGGGAGACAAGGUGUUUGUGCGUCUGGCGGCUACAAGUCAUGUGUUUGACAACUUCAAUCACCACACCACCUUCAGUGGACACCUGCUGUUCCCCAUGUGAGACAGACACAGCAACUCUGUGACAGGUUGUUGUUGUCUCAGACACGUCUUCAUAGAUUUGAUCUGAUUUCACCUGCAUCCAAAUAAUAAUAAUGAGUAAUAAUUGUAGACAGGAGUCUUUUUUCCUUCAAAUAUAAAGUGGUUAAUGUUUCUGAUUCUCUCUUGUUUCUGUCAUUUUAAUCAAAUAAUGAAAUCAACAUGAACAUU